This is a messenger RNA of Ceratotherium simum simum (southern white rhinoceros), 450 nucleotides long. NCBI's taxonomy places the organism in Eukaryota, Metazoa, Chordata, Mammalia, Perissodactyla, Rhinocerotidae. The record is from RefSeq and is a predicted model, not a curated record.
AUGUCAGGGAUUGCUGUUGGGGCCUUCGAGUGGAAUGUGGAGAUCUGCACUGGUGCCAUGUUCAUGAGGCUGGUCUUGGGGUUGAAUGUUUACCUGGCCACCAUAGUCUUGCUGACAAUUACUGGCGUUUAUUCCAUCACAGGUGGUUUUGCAGCUGUGGUUUACACUGAUACCUUACACGCUGGCGUUAUGGUUCUGGGGUCAGUCUUGCUUAUGGGCUUUGCCUUUAAGGAAGUGGGAGGAUACCAGGAGCUACUGCGUAAGUACGUAGAUGCUAAGCCAAGCAUAAUCCGUGAAGGAAACUGGACUGCCAAGCCAGAAUGCUACAUGCCUCACCUGGAUUCUUUCCAUAUCUUCCGAGACCCCAUCACUGGAGACCUCCCCUGGCCUGGAAUUGUCUUUGGUGUCUCCACCCUCUCCUUGUACUACCGGUGUGCCAAUCAGGUAUGA